Messenger RNA from Exophiala spinifera, 1038 nucleotides. RefSeq lists its product as uncharacterized. The record is from RefSeq and is a predicted model, not a curated record. The transcript has a single exon. NCBI's taxonomy places the organism in Eukaryota, Fungi, Ascomycota, Eurotiomycetes, Chaetothyriales, Herpotrichiellaceae. The coding region runs from base 1 to 1038 and encodes 345 amino acids.
AUGGGUUGGUUCUGGGGUCGAUCCAACAGCCAAGAUGAUCCCGCGAAAUCGCUGGACACAGACCUGAAGCAAUUCCUCGACGAACAGCAACCGAGACCGUAUGCGCCUCCCGAAGUCCCAAAGACUCCUGAGGCACCCGCUUCAAAGCCCGUGGAGCAGACUCUUCCAGAUACAAACAAAUCCUUCGAAGAGAGGCCUCUUCCCGCAGAAUCGCUGUUCCAAGAUGGCCGGUACAAAGAUCUAUGGAAAACUUACGUGCCUCAAAACGAAAUGGCGGUAGCAACGAGCACACCGGUGGAAAGAGUCCUCGCGGCAAGAAAAGAUAGGCGACAAACAAUACACAAAGCGGCGUUGGAGAAUUGCGCCUUCGAGGAAGAGAUGCAACAGGAAUGCUUCAAGACGGGCGACCUGUCCAAGCGGCUCAAGGGGAGGAUAACCAUGUGUCAUCAGGAGACGAAGGCGUUCAACCGCUGCUAUACGCUCCAGGCCAAGUUCUUGCAGGCACUUGGUUACAUGACCAGUGCCACCAGUUCAGACGAGGAUGAAGAAAAGAUUCAAAUGCAUGCCGACAAGCUAUACCAUCGUAUGAUGGAUUACGAGGCUGAAGUGGAUGAUGCAAAGCGCAAUAACAGGCCCAUUCCUCCUUUGUCGUCCCUGUUCAAUCCAAAGAGGCCGGCACCAACUCUUGAACAGAUGGCCCUUCCCAAGGCAAUGGAGGAGAAGCUGAAAAAGCCACUGAGCGACUAUCCGCCACAUGAACGAGAAUUGGUGGCUCGAGCGGCUCUGCAGGAAGCAAAGCUUACUGAUCUCUACGCCGAAGAUCUUUUCAGUUACACCGUUACGAUGAAUGAGGACCGGAAAGCUCGGCAAGCCUGGUUGUCAAGGACAUUCGGCGAGGCCAUUGGAAAGUUCUUGAUCCCGGAUCCUCCGAAAGACCCUUCGAUCAAGUCUUGGAGUAUAGACCAGCUCGAAAGGGAUAUUUGGCAAGAGGAGAAAAAGGACGUACCCGCAGCCGAUAAAAAAACUUCGACGUCGUAA